AUGAUACACUUCUCGACAGUUGGACUUGCAGUGCUUGUCGUGCUUGCCCAGGUUUCAGCAAACCCUGCAUGCUACACGCUUGGGCUGGUUGAUAGUGCAACUGUUAACAGGAAGCCAGGAUUUCCUGAUAAAUUUGAAACCCAAAACUACAACUCACCGGAUCCUUCUGUCAAGUUUGUAAUGGACUAUUCAGUGGAUUCAACUUUCGCCAACCUCAACAUCAGCGAAAGUGCGAUCCCUGACCAAUACUACUUCCGGUAUUAUCUCACCCCAGAGGGUGAAGAUCUGGGUGUUGCUCUGAAGGAUUCAGACGGCUACACCCUGGGGGGGAGAUACAUUUACAGCAAGACGCAAUGGCCUGAACAGUCGUUCAUAUUCCCUGUGAAUCGCAGGUUGAGGCCAGGUCGGACUUACUACUUCCGGAACUAUCGUGUCAGAGAUGAUUGCAUGUAUCCUUCAUGGGCAUGGCAGAAGUACUAUCCCGAGGAUGUUCUGACUUCACCCUUCAGCAAGGUGGUGUAUGGGCUCCCGUCGCCUGUCAACUCGAUCCAAGUUGUCUUGCUGGACCAAAGUAAGACAGUCUUGGUGUCCUGGCCGCUCCCAACUGACACCGGGAAUGCGCUGCCUGCGGAUAACAAUAGAAGUGUUCCUGUCCGAUAUUAUCUAGAGUUAACUGAGGUGAACAGAACAGCAAACAGCACCAUUCUCAAUCUUAACAGCACAUGGCUGAACUUCUCAGCAGAAGUCAAUUUAACCGAGUCUAGUUUACAAAUCGGAAUCUUGUACAAUAUCAGUCUUCAAGUGGAAAAUGAAAUUGGAUUUUCUCCCGUCACGUCUAGGUAUCUCCGACCUGCAACAAAUCCUGGAGUCCCCGAUUUGUUUCAGGCGGCCUUGAAUCCCAACAAUCUCACAAACGUCUCAGGAAACAUGUUUGCUGUCUUGUCAUGGAAAGAUCCUAUUGACAAAGGUCUUGUCUCGAAACUGCAGAACACGUUUUUGACUGCCCAGAAUUAUCAAGACGACCAGCUUGGAUACUACUCAGCAUACGGCAAAUCUGCGACAUUGCAGAAGAGCUAUCCCCUGCCGUUCCCAAUGAGACUUGGCUACUUCCUGCCAUGCGCCCCGACGUGUGCGAAUGAAAGCAAGAACCAGAUAAUCUUUGUGAGUCCGCCCAAUGCCAGAGGGAUAUCAGACUACUGCACUCCUUGCAAUGGAUGUGGCGUGGAUUCUCAAAUCGCAUGCCCAUCGUCUUGGACCCCCAACAUCACGGCAAACUUCAAUCCCGUUGAAGAGUGUGGAAGCAGUGUCCAUUUGUGCAAGAAUCCUGCGGUUGAGAUCUUUCCUGGCAAGCCUUACCAAUUCACGGUUCAAGCGAUAUGGUUGGAUCCUACCACAUCUGAUUCGUCAACUCUUUCGAAGACGUAUGGUAAUUCGCAGGUUGUCUAUGCAAAGAACAUCAGAUUUGAGUAUGAGAAAGACUUCGACUCUGUUCUGGCGCCAUAUGUGGGGAGUGAUUGGAGCAAGUUUGUUUCUGUCUCAAGGAGGGAUGUCUUUUGCAACGGCAGCUCUUCGGAUCCGGUGGGCUGCUCUCAACUGAACAACAACAGCCAUCAGUAUUUCGGCUCGACUCAAUCCGUGUCUGACUGGAGGAUGUUCGAAUAUGGUUGGAGUGAGCUGAUUGUGGAUGUUUCAUUUCGUGCAGAACUGCUUUACAUCCCUCAAGAUCCGACGCUUUGCGUCACUGCGAUCGGAGACUCCAACUCGAGAUCUAAGCUGUGCUUCGUGCUCAAAACGAUCAGAUCCAGCCCAAGUUUUGUCACUCCAAGUCUCCGCGCGGAGCUUCAUGUUGGAUGCGAGUUUGCCGAGGUCUUCGAGGCACAAGACAAGACUGAAGCCAAUCUGGCGGUCGAGGAGGCCAAGGGUAUGAACUACACUGUCAAGAUUAUCCCUGGUGGAGGAUACAUCCAGUCUUUCUAUCGCAACGCAUCGUUCACGGACUUACCCACUGGUGCGUCGCUGCUACCCAACGGCCUCACCUCAGCCUUGAACAACCCAGUGAGCUACCGGCUCAAGUGGACCCCCCAGAGGAAGCAAGAGGGCUACACCUACGUCAUCACCUUGGAGGCUAUUGGUUACAUCGACAACAAGCUAGUCUCAUUGGUCUCUGGUCCGCUGCAAAACACGAUCACAGUGAGCCUGAAAGUCCUGAGGUGCAAGAUGUGUGUAAAUAACGUGUCGCUGGAAUACAUUGCGCAAGAGUGGAGAACGUCCUGGCUGAAUGUGUGGAGCGGAAAUCACCAGCUUUGGCAGCAGAACGUGAUAUCUUUGGGGCCCGUCUUGACGGUUGAAUGUGGCAACGGCCACUUCUGCAACGACGACGUGUACCACAUCGGAGAUAGGUACGGGGUCAGCGUUAGCGAUCUCCUGUGGUGGAACCCCGACAUUGCUGAUGAUGCGGGUAGAAGCGCCAAGUACGCGCUGACGACGGGCCAGGAGAUCUGUGUGCUACCCAAUACUUGCCUGACGUCAGGACAUAUAUUCUCUGCCGGGUAUUGA
This is a messenger RNA of Guillardia theta CCMP2712, 2556 nucleotides long. RefSeq lists its product as hypothetical. Gene Ontology annotation, molecular function: protein binding. The transcript has 13 exons. The coding region runs from base 1 to 2556 and encodes 851 amino acids. NCBI's taxonomy places the organism in Eukaryota, Cryptophyceae, Pyrenomonadales, Geminigeraceae. The record is from RefSeq and is a predicted model, not a curated record.